Symbiodinium natans is the source of this 519-nucleotide messenger RNA. The record is from the annotation of a GenBank genome assembly. Lineage: Eukaryota; Dinophyceae; Suessiales; Symbiodiniaceae.
AUGACCAAGUCUAGCCUGCUAUCGGGCGUCAUGCUGGUCGCAUUUUUGGGGUCUUCCCUCUCCUUCGUGGGUCUGCGCGCAGCACCCCGCCAGGAGAGCCGCACGGCACUGCGAGGGCAAGCUGGCGCCUCCGCCACGCCCUGGACGCCGGUCCUUAGCCGCGACGUCGUGGAGAUCGAGUUCACUGCCCCUGCACAGGGUGCCCGCUGCCGCUUCAUGAUCAAGGCCGAUGCCGAUGUCAGUGAGGUGCUGUCCGAGGGCCGCAAGAGGCUGGGCUUCGACCAAGCCUGGAUGCCAGACUCCGACUUCAAGAUUUACAACUCAGAGGAUGAGGAGGCUGGCCCCUUGAAGGCCCGCGAAUGGAAGGUUCAGGAAUUCAGGGAUGGCAUACUUGGGCAUACGGAUGGUUUAAAGUCAUUUUUGUGUUGUGUGGGGUUUGGGAGUUGGGAUGAGAGUCGGGCUUCUGUUGCAGGUGCACGUGUCCAGUGUUUUUUUUGCCUAACGUUGGCCCUGGCUUGA